Messenger RNA from Myripristis murdjan (pinecone soldierfish), 11191 nucleotides. RefSeq names its product rp1 like 1a (gene rp1l1a). The coding region runs from base 360 to 8894 and encodes 2844 amino acids. The transcript is spliced from 8 exons. Gene Ontology annotation, biological process: axoneme assembly; photoreceptor cell development; intracellular signal transduction. The record is from RefSeq and is a predicted model, not a curated record. NCBI's taxonomy places the organism in Eukaryota, Metazoa, Chordata, Actinopteri, Holocentriformes, Holocentridae. Gene Ontology annotation, cellular component: axoneme.
CACACACACACACACACACACACACACACACACUCAAGUCAGAUCCGAGGUGCUUAAGCAGGCUUUGUGUUCUAUCCUUAGCCUCCCCUCCUCUCCUGUCUCCUGGUUUCUCCCCCCUCCCGUUCCCUCCUCCACCACCUGAUUACUGGCCGCCAUUUUACCAGGGGAGCCCUGGAACCCUGGGCUAUGCUAGCCAUCUCUGCGUGUGACCCAAACGGCACACACACACACAUACAUACACAUACUCUCCUGGUCCGACUCGACCGGUCAGCCCCUGAGAGAAUAGAAACCAACUCCCUCCGGCUGUUUUCUCUCUCUUUGGACCAUGUUUCCUGAAUAUGUGAGAGUGAGUGGGCAGCAUGUAUUCGGUCCCAGUAGCGCUGUGGGACCCCCAGCCCCUGAAUAAACAUGGCUUGCCCCUCCCCUCUGCGCCCCCCUCCACCUCGCGCCACACCCAUCUGACCACGACCACCCCGGCCAAGCGGAUCACCUUCUAUAAAAGCGGUGACAGCCAGUUCGGGGGCGUCAGGAUGGCCAUCCACAAGCGCAGCUUCAAAUGCUUCGACGCCCUGCUGGACGACCUUUCCCAAAAGGUUCCCCUGCCGUUCGGUGUGCGGACUGUGACCACCCCGCGCGGCACCCACAACAUCAAACACCUGGAACAGCUCCAGGACGGAGGCUGCUACCUCUGCUCCGACCGGCGCCAGGCUAAGCCAAUCAACAUGGAGCUAGCGAGCAAACGCCUGGCCAUCUGGCAUCACCACGGCCGGCGUCCGCAGCGGCCCGAGGCCCCAUCCUCCGCUCCGCCCAGCCACACUCCUUAUAGGCAGCGGCGGAUCCUGUUGGUGAAGAACAGCGAUCCAGGGCUGAGGAGGAGCGUGGUGCUGAGCAGGAGGGUGACCAGGAGCCUCAGGGCUUUUCUGGACGAGAUCUCUGAGCUGAUGCAGUUCCACGUCCGCAAGCUCUAUACGGUGGAGGGACGCAAGAUUGACAGCGUGCAGAGCCUGAUGACGUGUCCUGGUGUGUUGGUGUGUGUGGGUCGGGAGCCCUUCAGUCCACUGCUGCUAGAUUUUAUCAGGAAGAGCUCUGAGGAGAGGCUUCCUGGUCUGGGCAGCCGCUCCCCUGGUUUAGGCCCCAGGACCCCAGGGAAUGGAGCCCGGUCGCCAGCUACUCAAGUAGUAAGAUCCCCUCCUCAUGGAGCUCACUCAAGAGGCAGCGAGUAUAGUGAGGGGUAUGACAGCAAGAAAAACGUGAACUUUGGUCUGCAAACUAAGAAGAGCAUCAUCCACCCACGCUCAGACUCCUCAAACCGCUCCACCCGUUUCUCUUUGUCUUCAGAGAAGUCGUACAGCAAUGGGCUCAGCACUUGCUCCCACUCCCAGGCCAGGCCAGCCAUUAUGAACGAUGACAUUGAAAAGCGUGUACUCGUCAACAAAGAUGGCAGCCUCUCGGUGGAGAUGAGGGUGCGUUUCCGGCUCCAAAGCGACGAGACACUGCAGUGGUCCACACAGAUCAAAAAAUCCCCAUCUAUGAGCAAUGACUCCUGCCCGCUGAGCCAGGCCCAGUCCCAGCCACAUUACCUGCAGCAGGGCCAGUCAGAGAGCUGUUCUGACCCUGAUUCCACCUCCUUUGACCCAGAAGGUAUUGAUUACGCCAACAAGCCUCUGCAACAUGCCCUGGAACACCACUGCCCCUGCUGCUGCCAGAGACAGGAGCAGCAUUAUGACCUGUGGGAGAACCCUGCACACAGCCACAAACCACCUCCGGUCCCUCCACCGCAUACAUCCAGACACAACCACACUAUGGUGAGACACACCCACUCCUCCAGCUCUUCAUCCUCCUGUCAUUCCCGGAGGGUGGUGCGCCGGCGAGCGAAGCUUUCCAACGGGGGAGGAGAGCAGGACCAGGUGGUCCAAGAGAUGUGUGUGACAGAGGAGGUUCAGCGCAGAGUGGAGGUGGAGCAGGAUGGAGACACCCACGUGGAGGUGUGCAGGAUCAGCCGCUGCUGCAGCCGCAGUGAAGUCGUGGCCAUGGAAAGCAACCUGCGACCCUGCAGCGGGAAGUCAGUUGAGGAUGACAGGAUUGACAAUAUUCAGGUCCAUGAUGAGUCAGUGAUGUCAGAAGGGGUGGAGCGUCCAUUAUCUGCAGUCAGCAGCUCGUCACAUGUCCUGCAGGCUCUGAAAGAAGAUCAGGAUGAUGAGGUGGAUGAUCCGCCACCUGACUCCUGUCACUGUGGAAUAGCCACCCCACAUUUAGUGGAUCAAGAGAUGGAUCAAGGUGCCAGGUCCUGGUCUAGAGCAAGCCGAGUCUCUCGCAGAUCCAAUAAAAGCAAAACCCCACAUUUGGAGGAAGACGGGGUAGCAGAUGAUGAGGAUGAGGAGGUGGAGCAGAGAUUAGUAAGUGGCUUGUCCAAUCAAACAAGGCUCUCAGUAGGCUCUGGUCAGUCAGAGGUAUCAAAAGUAUGUUCUCACUGUGGGGGCUGCAAAGGUGGGACCACCUCUGAUUCUCGUGCCUCAGCUAGAUCUGACCACAGGGUAAAGGAAUCCAGCAGUAGAGCCUCAUCCCAUCAUUCUCAUCCUGCCACUCCAAAGCCUGCUUCACCUCUGUCAAACCAAAAUAAUGCUAAUGGUGGCAGUGAAGAUGCACGGACAGCCAGUGAUAUAUCUGAUGGCUCAUGUGAUUCAGCUGUGUCAACACGAUCCAACAAGUCCAACCUUACCAAUAAUGAGCGCCUCUCCACAAUGUCUAAUGUCCUGGACGACAGAGCAGCUAGUGCCAUGUCCAGAGCUUCCAGUCAAAUUAAGCACUCUCGCUCUCCCACACCUGCAGAACCUUUGAUAGCAGGAGAGGAGGAGGAGAGAGCACCAAGUGCUACCUCUACUACAAGCCACAAGUCCAGCAGGGCUCAUGUCUGUAAUGGCAGCACUGAUCCCACAGCCAAAAUAGAUGAACAAAGAACCCCUAGCGCCAUGUCAGCCAAAUCCAACUUGUCUGCUAAGUCAAGAAAUUCCCACAAGUCAACCAAAGUGUCAGAGCGGGCAGUUUCUCCCAAGUCAGAAACUGCUGAAGACAUAACUGAUAAUCAAGGGCCUCAGGAGAGAGCUGCUAGUAUUCUGUCAGUCAGAUCAGCAAGAUCUAAUGUCUCAGGUAACUCUAGUAAGUCUCAAAAGACAAACUGCAGCUGUACUGCUCCUAACAUCAAAACAACAGGAGAAGAAAGAGCAGCCAGCUCUAUGUCUGCAAAGUCUGACAACUCAGUAAAGACUAGUGCUUCAGCUAAGUCUGAAAAGUCCCCUAAGUCCAACUGUCAUUCAGGUGAGGGGGUUUCCUCUCCUGCUGACAAUACAAGUGAAGAAGAGGCUGACAGAAACAAAAGAGCGUCCAGUGCCCUUUCUGCUACAUCUAAUGCUUCUGUUCAGUCUGGCAAGGCUUGUGCAUCCAUAGGUUCUGAUGCACCGGGUAAAGACACAGCUGGGACCAAUGAGCAGGGACAUAGAGAGGAAGUCAGACCUAAUAGCAAAUUGUCCGCUAAAUCAGCCAAAUCAGCUAAAUCAAAUAUUUCAGCAAAGUCCAGUACAUCUCACAAGACUACUUGCAGUCGGUGUUCAAGAGCAGUGUCUCCAGGUUCUAAGGCAGCUAAUGUCCCAGUUAGAGACUCAACAGACAGAGAAGAAGACCAAAAUGAGGAAGGAAAGGAGAUGGAGAAGAGAGCAGCAAGCACUAUGUCAACUAAAUCAAAUGGGUCAGCCAAAUCCAAUAAAUCUCACAAGUCCACCAAUGCUUUUGAAAAGGCUCUUUCUCCUGAGUUAGAAGCUGAAGAAGAUGGUGAAGACAGGACUGCCAAAUCCACUAAAUCUAGCAUGUCGGUUAAGUCUGCAAAGUCUGAUGUUCCUACAACUGAGACAAAUGGAGAAGAGCGGGUGGCUAGUGCCAUGUCUGGAAAAUCUAAAUGUUCAGUGAAGUCCAGCAUUUCUCACAAGUCAAACUGUAACAGGAGUCUCAAAGCAAUGUCACCCACUUCUAAUCCACCAGAUCCUGUCACCAUGAAAACAUCAGAGGAGGCUGGUGAGGAUGGAAAAGAAACAACAGCAGAGAGAGCGUCAAGUGCCAUGUCUACUAAAUCAAGAAAAUCUAAUUUGUCAGAUACCCCAUCACAUAAGUGCAGCUGCAAUGGAACAACAGACAUCCCUGUCAUUGAAACCGAAGAUGCAGAUAAAGAGGAACAGGGAGUCGAAGACCGUGCACCCAGCACCAUAUCCUCCAAAACGGCCUCCACUAUAAAAUCCAAGCAUUCAGGCAACAAAGGAGCAGGGAGGUCUAACAGAGCUUUGUCUCCUUCUGCUCAAACUCUCUCACCCAAGAACACACGCUCCCCUUCACCAAGAUCCUCAUCCAAAAAUCCCUCCCUCAGUCCUGAACCUCCUGUGCAACAAUUGCAACCAGGCUCCAGUGACGGGGAGCCAAGAGGGCCCAGUGCCCUCUCUCGUCACUCCACAGCCUCUUCUAAGUCUACCAGGUCAAAGUGUCAGUGUGGAGCUUCUUCAGUGCAGAAGGUGAAGAAAGAAGAAAAUGAGGAGGUAGCAACAAAGGAUGAUGGACUUGAGGAGAAAGUUCUGAAAAGUGAGGAGGAUAAAGAGGCUUCAGGAGUCACUGAGCAACCUCAGAGUUGUGCCUCAUCAGGUUCCGUCUCUCUUGAUUUGCCAGAGGAUCAAGAACAAGAAACACCUGACUCAGACAGUGGCAAGUCCCACAUCUCAUUUCACACUCACCAGUCCACUCAUUCUCAGAGUAAGGGCAGACACAAAACAGCAACUCCCAGUAAUGUCCAAAAAAGCACUUUGUCUCCCAGUCCUCAAUCAGUCAUUAUCCCCACUAUUGAAACACCAAAAGGAGAUGGAGAGAGUGCAGAAUUGAAAGGGCAAACAACUGAAAUAACAGUCAGAGCUUCUUCAGCCAAAAGCAAUUCCUCACUUACAAGCAGUAGGUCUCAUAAGCCUACCUCUAAUGGCAGUGUCAAAGCAGCAGCACGAAAGCCAACCAGUAAGCCUGAGGACCAAGAUACUAAUGCCAGCCCAACCAAAACAGGAAAGGACCUUGGAACAGGAAGUGUGAAGUCUGCUUCCACUACAAGACCCCGCAGCACUGCAGGUAGCCAUCAGGACACCUCUGACAACAGGACAUCAUCUGUAAUGUCAUCACAAAGUGCUAAGGUUCGGAGCAAAUCUGCCAUGAGUAAUAGCUCCAAACCCACUGAUGUUGCAAAAACACUUGCUGGCGAUUCAGCCAAUGAGGAAUUCAAAAGUCCUAGUUGCCUCAGGCCAGAGUCAGCAGUCUCAGCUCACUCAGGCUCAAAAGUUAAAGCCUCAAAGGAGUGUAAGGGAGAGGAAAAAUCAGUCCGCAGCACUUCAAAUUCAGAAGUCAAAAGUCACAAGGUCAAAUCCAGUGCAGCAAGCAACAAUGGCAGUGUCCAAUCUGUCAAAACAUCUAGUUCUCAAAAGAAAGCAAUGCCUAAAGAAUCCUCAAGCCUCUGUCCGAACCCAUGCAUCAAAGUGGAGACCUCUAGUGAGAGCACUCUGUCUCAGUCUCUAUCUGCUGCCGACCUGUUGAGAGAGACCAUGCCUGCUGCACGUCCUCACAGCCGACAGUCAAAGGGCAGCGCUGGCAGCAAGAAGACCCAGAGUGAGAAGAGUGGGAAGUGCCAUAGAACCAGGAACAAGGAGCAAGAGGAGUUGACACCCUCCUGUCUACCCAAUGCAUCCCCUAAUGAGGUGGUCAGCGAUUGGCUGCGGAGCAUCCCGGCUAACAGCUGCAUGCUCACACUUGGGGAUGAAUUGAAUGAAGGAGAGGAAGAGGAGGAGGAGAAGGAGGCAGGAGAGGGACCUGUAGAGGAGGUGCCAGUUGAAGAGGAGAAUCUUGAAGAGGACAAAGCGGAGGAGGAGGAGACAGUAGAGAAAUAUGAGGUGGAAGAGAAGGUGGACGAGCAAGAUGAUGAUGUGGAGGAUGAAGAGAAGUCAGAUGCAGCUCCACCUGGUGCUGUGUGCACUUCCUCUCACCCCGCACUAUUCUCCAGCAGUGACUCUCUGCCCAGGAGCUGCCAUUCAUCAGUUGCAGUGAUGAAAGUUCUUCUGAACCCUACCGUAGGACGAUGUAACAGCCUACCUGAGGUGUCUGCAGUGUAUGGUCGAAGACUGAGCACAUCAGCCAAGGGGCUGCUGGACUGCCUGGCACAGCUCCAGCUCAUUGAGCCUGGAGCGAGCUCUGACUUUGAGCAACAAAAGGACCACAAUGAGCGCUACAAUGACAUCAUGGCCAUUCUUCAGUCACUCUGGCUCACUGAACCCCAGGACAAGGAGAACAAGGAUGCACGUGAAGAACAGAUUACCCCACCGAGGUCCUCCUCAGGGGUGGAUGUGAGAAGUGGUUCCGGUGGCUCAGGGAAGGGCAAUGGGAAUGAAACGCCACCAAAACCAACAGUACAUGAGGGAGCAGCGGGAGAAAUAAAAGAGGGAGAGGAAGGACCUGGAGAGGCAGGAGAUGACAAAAAUGCAACAGAGGAAGAAUCAAAGCCUGAAUUGCCAGAGCCAUCUGCACAGAAAGAAUCCUCAAAGCAUGGAGAGGUCCUCCAGUGUCUGGACAGCCCAAAAGCUACUGACACCCCAUCCUCAUCAGACAAGAGCUCUGCCAACGAGGGCUCCAAAUCCCCCACCGAUAACGAGCGAGAAAUACUUGAGGACUCCAGCUCUGGCACGCCCCCCACUGUCAUGCGAGCCCCACUGUCCAAACGACAGUCCCAAGACCCUGAUCCAGUGUGGGUCCUGCACCUUCUGAAGAAAUUGGAGAAGCAGUUCAUGGAGCAUUACUCCAACGCAAUGGCUGAGUUCAAAGUUCGCUGGGACCUGGAUGACAGCAUCAUUCUGAACACCAUGAUCUCUGAGCUGAAGGACGAGGUGAGUCGGCGCAUCCAGAGCAGCAUCGAGCGCGAGCUGAAGAAGAUCCAGGGUCGAGCCGGGAGAGGAGGGAAGUCACCAAGGCCACCAGAAGGAGGGAACCUCUCCAGAGAGUCCACUAUGACAGAGAGGAGGCGCCGGAUGUUAAAGGUCAUGAAGAACCAAUCGGUGAAGACUGCUGAGUCCCUCAGUGACGAGGAGAUGGCAGGGGAGUUCAGCGACCAGCGCAGUGAGGACGAGUACUGCCCAUGCGAUGCUUGCAUGCGCAAGAAAAUGGCCACCCGGCCUCCCAAAAUGGUCGCAGCGUCAGCUCCAGCACCGGUGAUGAUGGAGUUUGACCUUCUUAAGAUCCUCCAGCUGAAGAAAGCCCCGGAGCCUGCAGCAGCAGCACAACCCAUGGAGGCGAAAAGUGAUAGUGAUGUUGUAGGUGACGAGGGAGGAAAUUUAGAGGUAUUGCAUGAGGAAGAGGAGGAGGAAGAGACAAAAGAGGAUAUCAGACCUGAUGUUGUUUUAGAGGAGACGAUCCCUGAGGAAAAUGAGGAGGAAGGGAAGAGAGAGGAAGAUGAGUCAGGAAAAGAGACUGAGGAGGGAGAAGAGCUAGAAGAGAAGGAAGGGGAAGAGGCCGAGGUCAUGGAGGAAGAGGCGGCUGAGCAGGGGAAUGAGGAAGAAGAGGAAGAUGGAGAGGCUGAAAACGAUGAGGGGGAUGAGGUACAGGAGGUAGGACAAACAAGUGGUGAGGAAGCUGGAGAAGAGGAAGCCGAGGAGGAAUGCACAUGUCAGGCUUCGGGAAAUGAGGGGGAGAGUGAUGAAGUUGAGGAAGGAGAGGGGGGAGAAGGGGAAACAGCGGAAGGAGAGGAGGAUGAGGAGGAGGCUGAAGAUACAAGUGACAACACAGGUGAGGAAGAAACAGCAGCUGAUGGAAAGACAGCAGAGGAGGGGGAGACAGGUGAGGAGGAUGGAGAGAACGCAGGGGAUGAGGGAGAGACAGGGGACAAUGAGGGAGAGACAGGAAGCGAAGAAGAGGAGAGUGAGAAAGACACAGUAAAAGAGGUUAGAGGUGGAGAAACCAUUGAAAAUGGAGAGGAGGAGGACGAGGAGGAGGACGAGGAAAGUAAAGAGGAGGAGGGGGAGGAAGAGUGUGUGGUGUCGGAAUUUCAUCAGGAUGAAGAGGAGACGACAGGGAAGGAGAGCGGAGAUGAUGAGGCAUCUGGGGAGGCGGAGGAUGACAACGCCGUGCACACUACAACAAACGAAGAGGAGUCGACGCUGGUGGAGGAGUUCGCCGAGGGAAACAUCAGCGCCUCAGCGGAGGCAGAGGAUGAAGAUGAUGGGGACGAUGAUGCUGCAGAGGGCACCUCAGACAAAGACACAAAGGGAGGAGAGAGUGAGGAGGCAUCAGAGGAGGGAACAGCCUCACCACAGGGCCAGGAGGGGACUAAAGCUGCCUGUGUGACCGAAGGAGAGGAGGCAGAUGCCGAAGACUCGGACAAUGACAGCAAACGCCCGAGCGACAACAGCGCGGGCGAAUCGGGACGCGAGGGGGACGGGACCACGGGAGACGAGGGCGAGAGAGAGGAUGGAGGAGGAGAAAGCGAGGAGGUUGUGGAAGAUGCUGUGGAGGAGUUUAAGCCUGAGCAGGAGGAGGAGGAGGAGGAGGAGGCGGCGGCAGUGAAUGUUGAGGUGAGGAAAACCAAAGAGGAGGAAAAGCCUCUGCGCCAUCAGUUCACCAGAACCUCCGUGGAGUCCCAGUCGGGAUCCAUGGAGGCCAUCGACACGCUUACUCCCUCACGCGCCGCAACCGCUGUAGAGGAAACUGUGCACAAAGUGGCUCUAUCCACCGGUGAGGGGGCUGCUGGGAAGGGCCAGAGGAGGAGCCGCUCACCGGCCAGAGUCAGACGCCGCAAACCCAAAGAGUGCGACGUGGAACUGGACGACCUGGAGCUCUAACUCACACGGAAACAACUCAUGGUGCUUGAAAAGACCAGCCACCUGCUCCACCAAACACAACACACCUGUUACACUGACACAAAAAGCAUAGAGCUGUGGAAACCAUGAGGACCGCAACUUCCACAAACUCUCUCUCAGUCAGUGACGAUGUAGGUAGACUUACUUAGGCCAGUGAACUGUAAUCCUGACCACGAAAGAGACUGAAACACUAAAAGCACUUUAUCACUGUAGAUCUGGUGUAGGAGGAGUCUUUUCAGAGCGACGUCACAUCAUGUGACCGGGGGGGAAACGUCUGGCAAGGUUAGGAAACCAGAACCUGAAACUUGAAAUUAACCAUUAUAUCACCUAACACGAUUAAAGACAGACUAUGCUGUUUCAAAUGGGAGGGUGCACCACUUUGCUUACUAAUGUUUAAGAUCAGGCCCAGGCAGGAUAAAUUAUUAAUGCAACACUUUUAAAUGCCUGUCUUUAAUUGAAUGUUUUGGUGUCAAAUGUACCAAAAAAAAGACCAUAAAAAUGCAUAAAAAUACUCCAAUAUUUGGGGUUAUGAUGGGGUUAAAGGCUUUUUGUAAAAUAUUUUCUUGUGAGAACUGAGUGGCAUUCAUCAUUCUUUACCACAUCAUAACAAGUUAGGUGGGCUCCCCUUUGAAACUGCAGUCUUUCUUUAAAAACACAGCAUAUUUGUAAUUGAUAUUUGUAUAUUUUUAGAAGCAAAUUGUAUUUAUGUACAUCUAUUUUCAAGGGAUAUAUCUAUUCCUGUACUGUACAUGUGCUUACAAAUAAAGUGUGGUCGAGUAUAUUUUUGAACCACAAAAAAAAAAAAAGAAAUCACAUUUUUGAACACCUGAGCAACAGCUUGGUUCUGUACAGUGAAGCACAGAUUAAUGAAUUAUAUCUUAUAGCCAUAAAUAUACCACAUACCUCCAAGAGACGUUAGUCGACUGUUACCAAUGUAUCAAUACUCGGUUAGUAUCUCAGCUGAUUGGGUAGGAGCUUUUGUCUUUUUCUGUUUAUUUGUCUCAAUAAGUCAGUGCUGGAGUCUCAGGGAUCUGGGCUUGAUAUGACGCUGAAUGCAUGGGAGGGAUGGGCAUGUUGCAUCCUACAGAAGCAUAAUGCAUUCAUUUCAGAAUAAUAAUAAAAAAAAAAAUCUACCCUGUUUUUUUCAUUUAAUGAGAUAAUUAUCUCAAUCUUUUUUAAAUCUGUUUUUCAGAUUUAAUGAGAAGAUUUUGCCAGAAUUCUGAUAAAAGAUUUCUCUUUGAAAUUGCUUUUCUGGUUUAAUGAGAUAAUUAUCUCAUUAAUUCAGAAUUCUGAUAUACUUAUAUCAUUAUUCAGUUGUUUUCCUGAAAUGAACACAUUUUGCUUCCCUGGAUUUCAAAGUGAAAUCGAUUGAGUAUCCCUGAUUAGAUUUAUAAUCUGUAAAGUAAAUGAUACUCAAACUCAGCAAUGUAAUCUCUUACCAUUAUGAACCAUUAUUUGACAAAAAAAAAAAUAUAUCUCAUUUCUUUCUCAGCAACCUUACCUCAUGAUAUUUACUGAUUAUAUGUAAUCAGAUUGCUGUUACCCUUUACUCGCCCCCUGCAGCCCUGGUGGGAAGAUUGCACACUCAGCAGAGCAUUGUCACUGAAAAGGUGAUUAUUGUUCAUGUGUGUGAUGAUAAUAGCAGCCUUGUGUUUCUGAUACAUAAAGACUGAAAUACCGGGAUGCUGUAGUUUGACGCAUACCUUCCCCCGUUCACAGCAAUUUGCUUAGGUGUGUGUUAGACGUGCUGGACUCAGAUGGGGCUUGCAUAAGCGUGUGUCUGUGUGUGAGUGUGUUGGAGUGUGUUACUAAUGCCUUACUGUAUCCAUGGUUAUAUGAGGGGAGAUAGAGCGAGAGGAGGAGGAGGAGGGAGGCAGUUCGGUGUUUGUCUUUAUUUGUACUGUGGUCUGACUGUGGCAAUGGCUCUCAAGCAGAAUGAGAGUCUAUCAAACAAGCUGGGACGGGUGAAACCUAUUUUUCAAAAUGCUGGAGAACUUACUUUUUCAAAUUUUUAACCGGGCUAGGUAAUCGAGCAGGAGACGCUGCUGUCACCAAGCUAAAGUGAAUUGUGCUGUUUAGGUUUCAAGAGGCCUGUUUGUUUGGGUUACCGAGGGGGAGGUGUGCCUAUGCCUAUGCUGCUAUUGGUCUGUUUGGCUGUCCAUCAGUGUAUGACAUCACCAAAUGAAACACUAUGUACCUAGAGCGAACAGUGUAAAGUUUCAAAUGAACUAUGACUGUAAUAAUAUUGAUAAAAUCAUCAAAUAAAAUGUUUGAAUGUA